GAAAUUGUAGAUGAGAAAUGAGUUGUUUUCAAUGCAGAAAUGGUAUUUUGUAAAAUUGAAAAAAUAAAGAAAAUUAAAACAUUUAAGCAUGCUAAAACGAAAGUGGAUUUCCCAAGGCAUCACAUGACCACACUGUCAGGUUAUACUGACACGGAAGGGAGCCAGAGUUUCCAAUGACAUAAUGGAUAGCAUUCAGCAUGAUGGACCUAUGGCUUGAUAACGCAGAUGAUCAACUCCAACCUCAUGUUUAUCGAGGCCAGGAUAAUACGAAAUGUAACAAUACGUACCUUACACCAACUGUUACGGAACCAAUAUAUGCGGAAAUCGGGAAUCGUGCUACAUUCCAACCGGAAGUCAAUACACAGUCUUUGCUAUCAUGUUCAUCGUCUUCCUAUAACGCAUAUAUAACACCUGUUCAUCAGUCCAGUGACGAAAGAAAUGGCAGUACUGACUCAAAUACAUGUACUCUACUUCGUAAAUUUCUCAUAUCAGUAUUUUUUAAUAUUGCUUUUCUCUCUGUUUUGACAAGUUCAUUAUACCAUUAUUUUAAUUGUUGUGAUAAAGAUGGUUCACCCAAACAUCAACCGUCUGAAAUACGGGUAGUAGACUGGAAACGAUCUGAUAUUUGUUUCCUUAAUCAAAGCAUGCGAUGCACUGCUGGGUCACUGAGAAAAUCAACACAUAUUCAGAUUAUCAACGAUGAACAUUUUUCACCAGAGACACAAUUCCAAAAUAGAGUUCCAUCAUUGUGUUGUUAUGACAAAUCCCAGUCCCUCCAGCGGUUAACGCAUCUCUUGAUGUUGGUGAAAGCCCAUAACGAGGUUAAGAAAGUAUGUAGGAAUUGUUCGACACAACAUCUUAUAAGAACAAGUGACAUCUCAAUCGCAUGUAGAAUGGAGAUCUCAGAAGAAGAAUUGCAGCUGAAAGAUGAACAUCGUUAUGCCAAUAGUUGUAAAGGUGGUGUCGUAGUGAGGAAAACUCGUAUGCACGCUCUUUAUUUCUUUUUGGCAAUUAAUUGCAGUAUCUUCGGAAAUGAUGUCAUCAAAGCCGGCAUAAGAUUUGACAACCAAACAAUUGCACAGACUGAGAUGCAAUGUGAUAUCAGCUUAGGUGUGGUGACUCUUUCUCUCUUCUCGUUCCGGAAUCUGACAAAUGGAUCAAAACUUAUACCAUUCGUAUCGGAUACAAAGUGUGUAGAUAAUGACACUCCGAGUAACCGAUUUGAAAUAUUGGCUUUAUAGAUGUGUAUUAUUCAAGAGAAUGGCGCGGAAAAUGUCACGUCACAAUACGACAAUUGACGUUGCGUAUUGAUUUGAGAAAAAGAAUCCCAUUUAAAACCAGUAAAAUUGUACAUAAAACAUGUUUUAAAUUAGAAAAUCAUUUUCAAAAAUUAAUUAUAAGCGUUGAUGUAAAAUUUUUUUUAGUUUCAUCGGGGUAUGAAACAAAUUUUGUUUGCAAACUUCUGUAAGACUAAUACAGUUUGCAAACAAAAUUUGUUUCAUACCCCGAUGAAGCUAAAAAAAUGACAUCAAUGCUUAAAUGGAAAAAAAAAAAAAAAAUUCAACCAAUCAGAAAGCCGCAUUCUGCGUACAAACAAUGGAAAAUUAAUUAUAUGUGUAUAUUAAUAUCAUAAUGUUAGAUCAUACAUGCAUCACCGCUCGUAUUGCUGUAAAACAUAUAUGUUCGUUUGCUUUUCAUAGAGAAUAUAGUUGACUUCAAAUUUUACAAGCCUGUAAAAUAGCAGUUUUAAACUCCUUGAUACGAUAACUUGUAAUUUAGCAACUCUGAAGGAACUGUUCUGACAUGUACCGUGCCUCCGGUAGCAAGUCAGGAGAGUUCCUACCGUAGUUCUCUUUUCUCCUGUAUGUUUUGUUUUUUAUUUUGUUAUCGUGUGUAAAAAGUGUAUAAAUAGCAUAUAAAAUAUGCCAUCAACUUGAUAUCAUUAUAAAACAAAAGUUUAAAUUGUAAUGGGGACCGUUACAUAAAUGAGGGAACCCCAACUGCCCCUCCAGUCUAAGAUAAAAAAAAAGUUAACAAUAUCAUUUGUUAAGUGGAGGUAAACCUCACAUUAAAUUUGAACGAAAUUGCCCGUAUUUAUAUUCCGACCUAUCAGAUGCUAGGAAAUGCCGGCCAUUUCGGUGAAACCGAAAAUCGAAAUUACUGAUUCUUACGUAAUCACAUACACAUAUCGACCAACAUUUAAAUUAUGACCAUUUAUCUGCCAGAAAAUGACAGUUUCGUUAAAACAGAAGACGGAAGUUAGCAUUGCUUCCAAUAAAUGUGUGAAGUUUCGAAAUAUAUGGUUCCGUUAACACAAUCUAACAAUCAUUAUAUCUACUAUCUGCGGAGGGAGAAGAAAAACAAAAUAAUAAUAAAAAAAAAAAACCGGAGUCAAUUACACGAUCUAAAGAUGAGAUAUGAAGUGAUAUGUUUAUGUAGUCAUGGUAAACGUCUCUAAGCAUGUCACACACAUACGUUAUUAUAGUUACAUGUUUGGGUGGGAAUACUUCGUUUCGAUGCAGUUAACUGAUAAAAAUGGCUUUGACACUAACGCAGGAGGCUAAACAAUGUAUUGUAACAAAAAAUAUUUAAUAUAUGUAUUUGAAUGUAUAUAUCACGUUUUAGAUUUGAUCUCAUCUUUAACGUAUCAAAGCAAAUGGCCCUUCAAAUCCAUUUUAUUUAGAAAUGGAAUUUCAAAGUGUAUACGCCUAAUUGUAAAUAUUAAGCAAUGAUAUUAAUUAUAAAUGUGUAUUUACCCAAUUUAUAUCGCAAAAAUUAUGUUUGAUUGGAAAUAAAAUAUUUCUCAUAA
Messenger RNA from Pecten maximus, 2809 nucleotides. RefSeq lists its product as uncharacterized. The coding region runs from base 198 to 1241 and encodes 347 amino acids. The transcript is spliced from 4 exons. The record is from RefSeq and is a predicted model, not a curated record. NCBI's taxonomy places the organism in Eukaryota, Metazoa, Mollusca, Bivalvia, Pectinida, Pectinidae.